CCAACGUCACCUAACUUUAAGCCUAGCUUAAUUCGUUCUCUGUCCCUUUCCGACUGCGAUCCCUGUUUAAAAACAAUAGAUGGAAUACGAUCAGAUUACGCGAGAGUAGGUGCAUGCAAUUUCAAUGUAAAUAAAUAAAAGUCUUAUCAAUUACAUUAGAUGCACGCAACCUCAAUGGAAAUUAAUAAGACUUUUGCUCAUUUACGUUGUAAUUGCAUGUAACCUCAUGUAAUCUGAUCAUAUUCUAUCUAAUAUUUUAAACAGGGAUUCGCUGGCGUUUAAUACAAUGCAAUCGCUCGUAUACGACGGUAAUACAGCCGUCACCUUCGAUCUUGAAAGCGAUCAUUUUGUACGAUAAUCUGCACGUCGUUCCUCCCCUAGAAUUAAUCCAAUUAUACUAAUUCAAUUUUCGUCGGCUCCAAUUUUCGCUCCACCGUGAUUAAUUUUAUCGAUAAUUCGUGGUACGUCUCGCGCUCUUUUUUUUCCCUUGCUGGAGCACGUUCAUCGAGGCGAUCUCAAGGAGGGAUCGAGAAGCUAAUAGGCGGGCGGACCGCGAGGGAUAAAUUGAGAGGUGAUGAAUUAGCAGCCGCGGGGAGAGAUCGUGGAUCUCGUCGGGGAGGGAUCAUCCUCGUCUACCGGCUGGUAUCCAGCCGGACGAUUCGCGCGUGACGCAGGACGUCCAAUUAAAAAUAGCCGUCCUCGGGACAAAAGUGAGGGAAAAAUGGCCGUAACAAAACCAGCGAAACCUCGUGAACGGCCGUGAUCCCCGCCGGGAAGGCGAGGGAGUUGGAGUCAACGUUCGCCAACUUGUCGCGAUUCGAAGAUGCCGCCGCGGACAAUGGAGAGCCUCCCCCUAGUAGCUCAAUAUAUUGGCGCGAUGUUGAGAAAUAAUGACGAAUUGUCACCGAUGACUAUCUCGUUUCCGAGAGAAGCGGAGGAAACGGAGGAAAAGCCGCGACGCGGAAACGUUACGUGACAAAGAAGCUCGGCGAUAUAUUCCGAGAGAAUAAUGACGGCGACGAGUUGACGCCGACGGUUUGUUCCUGUAAAAGAGAAGCGACGACGUCUCCGCCGUUCACGAAGAUUCUCUCGCGAUGAGAGAUUUCACCUUUUCCAGCUGGAAGAAGAGGACGACGAAGUAGAGAGAUUCGCACGCAUGGGAAAGUGUUUUCCCGAGUAUUCUCAGAAUUCGCCGAACCGCCGGAUCGCGAUUAGAUUCGUGUGUCCGCGUAGGAUGAGAUCAGACUGAGCGCAAUGACAUCGAGAUACUUCGUGUUCGUCGCAGCUCUAGCGUAUGUUGCAGUGUCCACCGCGCAAGUUUACAAGAACCACCCGGAGGAUGCAGUUGCAGCGAUCGAACCAGCAGCUACAAAUAAUGACUUCAUCACGCAAACCGUUUACGGCUUUUUGGACUUCACCACGACGAUCGGAAACACGGUGAUGGUCUUCAGUCCUCAGAGCGCUCCUCCAGAAGGAGGCGCCGAAAAGAAGACCACGUCCUCCGCGCCGGCGAUUCACACGAAGCCGACGACGGAGCAGCAGCCGAAGACAAAUGUCCCCGACAUCCAGCCUAGCGAGACCCACAAGGUCGCGGAUCAGGCCGGUGAGACGAAGAAGCAGUUAAAGGGCACGAAGAUCGUUGUGAAUUCCGUCAUCGCGCAAAACGUGGUGAACCCGUCCGAGAAUGCCGCGCCGAAAACGAAGAGCCAGGAGUCAAGUAAACAGACGAAGACGCCCGUAUUGUCAUCGGUUGUUCAGGUGCGUGCCAAGGAUGAAGCUCCAGGCGUGAAGAACAAUCUCGCCGAACCGGAAUACGAUUUUCUCUCGAAGCAACCGACGGAAGUGAUCGACGAGACGUACAAGCUGAUCAAUCUGCGACCUUCGUCGAAGGCUCUUCAGAAGCCGCGUGCCACCCCGCGAAGAGACAAGGAGAACCCAACCGGCCUGGUGACCAAGCUGGGCGGCACCAUCGUGAAGGACGGGCUCACUACUGUGCACGAGACCAGCGUGAUCGGGACUUACAUCAACGGCAAGUACGCCCAGGUGCUGCAGAGCUCGUCGAGAAUCCUGACGGCGCCGGUCGCGCCGGUGGCCGAAGGUAAGAUCCGGCCCUCCAGCACCAACCGCAUCCUGAAGACCAUCGGUCCUCAGCACGGUAAGCUCAAGCCUCAGCUGGAGCCCACCCCGACUUAUCAACAGGAAGAGUCCUCGCUGCCCCUGGAGGCCCUCUUCGACGAACCUUCCGGCAUUCCAGUGCGAACGACGCGAAGAAACUCGACCCCCAAUAAUCCGUCCAGGCUCAAAUUCCGAAACAAGAUCGCUGAUGAAUACGAUAACAACGAAUCACAGCAAACGAGGAUCGGAAAGAAUCGCUCUAGUACGACGCGACCGAAUUAUAAAAAUCGUCCUGCGACCACCACCACCGAAACGCCUAUCACUCGUCGUCGCAGCGGUUUCCGGCCGAACAGUCAGUCCCCUAACUCGCCCACGAAACAGCCGACGAAGUCGAAGAACAGUGACCAGCAGCCGUCGACGACGGUCAGUCUUCUGCCCAAGGUGAAGCUACCGAGAACGCAAGGUCGCUGGUCGUACAAGACCACGCCGAAGCCUAGGAUUAUGAUUCGCAAGCAGGUUGACGAGGAGGACUUGCGAACAUCAACGACCGAGCCGAGUACGACGGAGUCAUUUCCCGGAGCGAUCUUUGACGAGCAAGGCAGGCCGACGGGGGCGACGUUCAACGUCGGCUCGAUCUCAUCCAGCGGCGCCAAUGUCGCCCAGAGGAAGGAACUGUCGUUGACGGAGGACGAGUUGGAUCCCAGCGAGAGCGAGGACGUGGCCAGCGUCAGCGUGCAACAGGAUCAGCAGCAGCAGCAUCCGGCAGAACAGAUCCUGCCGAUGGAGACGCUCAAUGUGGAGAUCUCCACCGCGGCGGAUCUCGAUAAUAUAUACUUCGAAAUUGCGACUAUCAAAUCGCCCUACGCUUUCCAGGUAGGAACACUCCGAAACACCCGCUACAUCACGGUAACGUCCACCAUCAAGAAAACUUUCGCAACAGCCGAACCGAGCAGCUCAAUCGCGCCCACCGAACCACUCACGGAGAAUAUCCUGGCGAACACUGGAGCUGCCUACGAGUCGACCUUGCCGCUGGACUCGUCCGUCGCGACGCUGCCGGCGAUCUCUCUGGACGCCGCUCAAGCGACGCCGCCGUUAGAAACGCUGACGGAAACGUUCUCGACAACGCAGACGUUGCUGAAGACGCAUAUGCUGCCGGUGAUCUACGCCGGCAACAGCACUACUCGGCUGACUCUGGUGCAGACGUACAACAUCGCCCGGGUGGUAACGGCGACGAAGACGUUGCCGCCGAUGGAGAUCUAUCAGUUUAUUCCGAGCAAGACGCUGAACGAGUUCAACUCGAAGCUCGACGAAGCCGGCAGCGAGCUGCACCUCGAGCUCGACUUUGGCGACGACGAUCGCGAUGACGAGGACGUGCCCAAGAGGGUGGUGGUGCCCAACAACGACCCCGAUGCCGAUCUGGACAUCUUCAAGUCGACGUCGCCGUCAAAGGUCAAGAGCGACGUCGCGACCAGCAGCAACGCCGAGCCUCAGCUGACCCCGGAACAGGCCCAACAAUUGGCUCUGCUGAAAUACUUCGGUCAGCCGCAACCCCAGGUCAUCACUACCUCCAGACCGGUGGUCACCUUGGAGACGCUAUAUGAAUCGCAUGUGAUUCCCGUCGUGAAUUCGGGGAAUACCAUCUACUCAACGCUGACCAGGCCAGUUGGCACUGUGCCUAGAACGUCCUACGAGUACGGCACGUCCACUCUGAGCCCUGUGCUGCAGCCGCAGGUGCCGCAGGUGCCGCAGGUGCCGCAGGUGCCGCAGCUACCGCUAUUCCCGCAGCAGCCGCAAUUCACGGUGACGAGCGCGCCCGUGGUCACCCAGACUCUCGCCACCGUGUCCGACUCGCGGGUGCUGAAGCUUACCUUCGGCGCCAAAACCGCUUACACCACCCUCUUCUCCACAAAGGUCGUGCCUACCGAACUCACCACCUACAUCACCAACACGGUGCCGGUGCAGCCGACGGUACAGGCGUACCCCGGUUACUAUCCGGCACCGGUGGCUUAUCCGCCCUUCCCCUUCGUCGGUUAGAUCCUCGAUCCGACCUUCGACUCCUUCGAGUAGUUCGCGAUCCAUUUCGAUUGCGGUCAGUCGCCAGAUAGAUUCGUUCUCUUUCCCGCUAGAUAUGAGAUUAAUUAAUUUUUAUAAUUAUAUAAAGGAGAAGGUACAUAGUUAUUCAUGAUGAAUUCUAGGAGCGAUACGAUCUUAAACACAAAACAGGUCUUCUUUGUUUAAUAAGACUUUUUCAUGAAUUUUUCUUACUAAUCUUUUCGAUAAAGAUACAAUAUAUUUCAACUAUAUAUUUGCAUUGGCUGCCAUUGCGACAAUUAAACACUUAAUAAAUAGUAAAAACUCGUGAUAAAUUUAAUAUUAUACUUACAUAAGGUUUCUAAUAAAAAUA
Vollenhovia emeryi is the source of this 4519-nucleotide messenger RNA. Its product is annotated as cell wall protein RBR3. NCBI's taxonomy places the organism in Eukaryota, Metazoa, Arthropoda, Insecta, Hymenoptera, Formicidae. The record is from RefSeq and is a predicted model, not a curated record. The transcript is spliced from 11 exons. Bases 1255 to 4149 code for a protein of 964 amino acids.